AUGCGAAUGGAACCAGUUUAUCAUUGUGAAAAUGAUAUUAAUAGAGGUAUUUUGAAUAAUGAUCAUGCAGAUGUUAACCCAUCUAAAUUAAAUAAUUAUACUCAAGACAUGAAUUCAAUAG
This is a messenger RNA of Racocetra persica, 121 nucleotides long. The record is from the annotation of a GenBank genome assembly. Lineage: Eukaryota; Fungi; Glomeromycota; Glomeromycetes; Diversisporales; Gigasporaceae.